AUGUUGCCAACUUAUGAUCAGAAGAAACCUACGAAAACAACUCUUCCUACUUUCAACACUCGCAACCCAGAUGCUAGCCAAACAAUAAACUUGACCCCAUGCUUUGUUUUCUUCAACCUCACAAUUUGUUCCCUUACAACGCUCUACCGGGCGUACGAGCACAGCGACUAUCCAGUCGUGGCUUUCGUCGUGUUCGUCUACGUGUCGUAUUUCGUGUUGGACAAGUGUCUAGCAGUGUACACUCAGUUGCCAAGAGGCGAGCAAUCGGUGAAGAAAGAGUUGUUGAGGUUCACCCUUUGGGGGUUGUCAAGCGCCAUCCUGUUCGGGUUUGCAUAUCAGUUUGGGACGUUUAUGCACUUGUCUGCGGUUGUGCUCAUGUAUUGUAUUGCCGUUUCCAGCAGUUUGCUGCUCUUCUAUGCCUACUACAUCGUUGAUGACCAAAAUCACAGCGGUUGCACUUUUUGCGCCACCAUGCCUCCUCAGUCUUCUUGUCCUAACCAGGAAAAGAGUAACAAUUCGGACAACGUCUAG
This is a messenger RNA of Prunus armeniaca (apricot), 531 nucleotides long. The record is from the annotation of a GenBank genome assembly. NCBI's taxonomy places the organism in Eukaryota, Viridiplantae, Streptophyta, Magnoliopsida, Rosales, Rosaceae.